AGUUUUUCUUACAUUUUAUUAUAAAUAUAUAGCAACGCAGGGCUCUUCAGCUUUGCUCCUGGAGGGCUGGUGGACCAAGUUAAUCAAAGUCUUCAGGACUAUUUAAAAUGGUGAACAGUUGUGCUGGAAAAGGGUUGGAAGUAAACUAGCAGAUCACUGGCCCUCCAGGACCGGAGUAGACCAGGCCUGGUGUAACGUGUCCCUCCCCUUUAAACACAGCGUGACCUCCCUUUAACUCGCUCGUCUUCAAGACUGCAGUGUUGUCAAGGCAGGGUGAUUUUGGUCGGCGGAAUUAUUUCAACUACAGUUACCCGUAACUUUCUACCUCUGGGUGUAACGGUGUAGUUAGCUGUAAGCGUUCGUGUGCUUAUUUGUAAAGAGUGUGCACAGUACAAUGCUCUGGUUCGUGUCGGUGCUGUGGUUCUGUCUGAUGAACACUGGACCAGCUCGAGGAUACUUCCACGAAGAGCGCUGGAGCCCGGAGUCUCCUAUAUUAGCUCCCCGAGUAAUGCUCGCGCUCAUCUGCCGUAACGCACAGCACUCGCUGCCACAUUUCCUCGGUACUAUAGAUCGCCUCGAUUACCCUAAAGACCGGAUCGCGCUGUGGGUGGCGACCGACCACAAUAUUGACAACACUACUUACCUACUGCGAGACUGGCUCAUCAAUGUACAGAAACUCUACCAUUAUGUGGAGUGGAGGCCAAAGGAGGAACCAAGCAAAUAUCAUGAUGAGGAAGGACCAAAGGACUGGACGAAUGAGCGCUACGCCUAUGUCAUGAAACUGAAGCAGGCAGCGCUUGAGUCUGCACGAGAGAUGUGGGCAGACUAUCUCAUGAUGAUUGAUUGUGACAAUCUCCUGAUCAACCGAGACGUCUUAUGGAAACUGAUAAAGGAGAACAAGACGAUUGUGGCACCAAUGCUGGAGUCUCGUGCUGCCUACUCAAACUUCUGGUGUGGAAUGACAUCCCAGGGCUACUAUAAACGAACCCCUGCCUACAUCCCCAUGCGCAAGCAAGUGCGCAGAGGUUGCUUUGCUGUUCCCAUGGUGCACUCGACUUUCCUGGUUGACCUGCGGAAAGAAGCUUCCAGACUGCUUGCUUUUCACCCACCACACCCAGAGUACAGCUGGGCCUUUGACGACAUUAUAGUCUUUGCUUUUUCAGCCCGCAUGGCAGAGGUACAGAUGUUUAUUUGUAACAAGGAGACUUAUGGGCAUCUGCCAGUGCCUCUUCGUGCCCACAGCACCAUGCAGGAUGAAGCUGACAGCUUCAUUCAUACUUUGCUAGAGGUCAAUGUGCGAAAUCCUCCAGUUGAGCCUUCCAGAUACGUGCCCAAACCUGUCAAAAGACCUGAUAAAAUGGACUUUGAUGAGGUGUUUAUGAUCAACCUGAAGCGGAGGGCCGACCGUCGUGAGCGCAUGCUGAGGGCGUUGAGAGAGCAGGAAAUCGACUGCAAGAUUAUAGCAGCCGUUGAUGGCAAAGCUAUGAACGUCAGUGAGAUCCAAGCUAUGGGAAUCCACAUGCUUCCCGGCUACAGUGACCCCUACCACGGCAGACCUCUGACGAGAGGAGAGCUGGGCUGCUUCCUGUCCCACUAUAACAUCUGGAAAGAGAUUGUAGACAGAGGCCUGAAGACCUCGCUGGUGCUUGAAGAUGAUCUGCGGUUUGAGAUUUUCUUCAAGCGUCGCCUACAGAAUCUGAUGCAUGAGGUGGAGAGUGAGGGUCUGGAUUGGGACCUCAUUUAUAUUGGGAGGAAGAGGAUGCAAGUGGACCGACCUGAGAAGGCGGUACCAAACAUUCGCAACCUGGUGGAGGCGGACUAUUCCUAUUGGACUUUGGGCUACAUGAUGUCAUUACAAGGGGCCAAAAAGCUCCUCAAAGCAGAACCACUCAGUAAAAUGUUGCCUGUGGACGAGUUCCUUCCUGUUAUGUUUAAUAAGCAUCCAGUAUCGGACUACAUGGAUCAGUUUGAAACGAGGGACCUGAAAGCAUUUUCAGCGGAGCCCUUGCUUGUGUUUCCUACACACUACACGGGUGAACCUGGGUAUAUCAGUGACACAGAAACCUCCACAGUGUGGGACAAUGAGAAGAUGCGCACAGACUGGGACAGGAAGCGCUCGGGUAAAACCCAGGAACAGGCUGAGAUCAGCACAGAGGCCCAAAACUCAGAUGUGCUCCAGUCUCCUCUGGACAGAACAGCUCGAGACGAACUAUGAGAGACGUUGAUUUGGACACACCACUAGACUGGCUUCUGGGGGCAAAGUCUAGUUCCACCUUAUAAGCACAAUAUAUCCGACCAGAAGAGGCCUUUUUAGAUAGAUAUGUAUUUUAUUUGUAAUUUUUUUUUAAAUCGGUUGUUUGCCUAAAAGAAAAAAUGUUUUUUGCGUUUGAACAUCGGUCCCUUUAUUUCUAAAUUUGUAACAGCGCUUUCUGAUGACAACUGCAUCUGUUCUUCAUUGUAUCCCGCAAAUUAAAAACACAAAGAGCCGGAUUCCUGAAGAUCUUCUUAAGAAAGAAAUUUAGCAGAUUUACUCAGAUAAAUGUUAAGUUUGUAAGGAUGUUCUUAAGGGCAAUUUUGUAAAGUAAAAAUUUAGGAUUAGUUCACCCAAAAGAUAAAAUUAGCUGAUAAUUUGUCUCCUAAGGAUAUUUUGUGAGUCUGUGCACUGGUGUUUUUAGAACAGUUUAAUUGAAUAAUCUGAAAGAAAAAGAAAACAGAAAUAAUCACAUGUAACUAAUAAUUUUCUUGCUGCGUUCACAUUCCAGACAUGAACAAGGUCAUUCUCAUCACCAAUAAAAGAGUUGUUAUUUUGUUAUUUAAAAGCACGAAGCAUGUUUUGAAGGACGUUGUUAUUUUUAGGCCUUGUGAUACCAUUAUCUCUUCGGUGGUGCUUCAUAGUUCAGACUGUUACUUCCCUUCAUCAAAACCUCCGACCAUAAACGCCUCUCUGUGUGGUUUCUCUGUCCUAUCAUCAGGACAGCAAUUAAAGGUCUACACACAUUCCACAUGGCAACAUUCCGUUUUUUUUUUUUUGGUUCUCACUUUGUUUUUUUUGACACAGGACAGCCGAGCAGCUUUAAAUAUGCUUGAUAUGAAUUUUUGUCAUUGCGCUGUUUAGUCACAAUGUCGUGCUGUCACUAUGUAAGUAACUGUGAGUGUACUUCACCAACUGUGCCUUCAAUAUAAAGAAUGGAUAAAACGUUCUUUUAACUGAAA
Messenger RNA from Carassius auratus (goldfish), 3213 nucleotides. RefSeq names its product procollagen galactosyltransferase 1-like. The transcript has 12 exons. NCBI's taxonomy places the organism in Eukaryota, Metazoa, Chordata, Actinopteri, Cypriniformes, Cyprinidae. Gene Ontology annotation, molecular function: procollagen galactosyltransferase activity. Bases 395 to 2215 code for a protein of 606 amino acids. The record is from RefSeq and is a predicted model, not a curated record.